UUUGAUUUUCCAAAUGGAUUGUGAUGGUCAGAUCGAGCAAGGCUUCUGCUGUAGUUCAUAUAUAUCGUCAACAAAGUUGAACCAAUCAACUUUAGACCAUAGUUACGUGAUACAUAUUUACCACUACUAGCUUAAGCUAAUUCCUGAUAAACUUUCAUGGAUCCAAGGCUCUACAAAUCUGCAAAAUCCGGGGAUGUUUACAUCCUCAAGCGACUUCUUAACGAUAAUCGGAGCCUACUGUAUCAACUUACACCCCGAGGAAACACAGCCCUCCAUGUCGCAGUUCAGUUCGGACAUAAAAAUGUUGUCACUGAAAUUUAUAACAGAUGCAGGUCCCUUCUCACACAGCCAAAUUCGGAUGGAGAUACUCCUUUACAUGUGGCUGCAAGGGUUGGUUCCUUCUCUAUAGUGUAUUAUCUGGUUCGCGAAAUUCAAUUCAUGUCACAGGAAGAUUUCGUGAACACGAACAUUGGCGUGUUUGAGACGCUGAGAAUUGGAAACAAGGGGAGCAACACGGUCUUACACGAAGCUGCAAGGAAUGGUCAUGCAAAAGUUGUUGAGUGCUUGCUCAAAGUUGAUCCCAAAUUGGCCUGUUUUGAGAAUGACAAUGGCGAGUCUCCAUUGUACCUGGCUGCAAGAGGGGACGUGUUAGAGAUCGUGGAUCAAAUUUUAAGAUCAACGCCAUCAUCAGCUCAUGGCGGACCAGAAGGCGAAACAGCUUUGCAUGCUGCCGUAAUUGAGAAGCAUUUUGAUAUCGUGGAAGUACUCCUAAGGUUCAAACAGCAACUUGUCAAAGAAACUGACCACCAAGGCAGGACUCCUCUCCACUAUGCAGCAUCCCUUGGAGAUCACAAAACAGUUCGACGAUUACUAGAAAUCGAUACUUCUACUGCGUAUGUUCUGGAUAAAGAGGGCCAGUCACCAAUUCAUGUUGCAGCAAGGGAAGGGCGUGGCAGUGUCAUUAGUGAAAUUAUUCAACAUUGCCCAGAUUCGGGUGAACUUGUUGACCCUUUUGGGCGAAACACUCUUCAUAUUGCCAUCCAAGGUGGGCAAGUAAAUGUUGUCAGGUAUAUACUGGAAACACCCGAUCUGGAGGGGCUCAUAAAUCAGCCGGAUGUUGAUGGAAACACGCCUUUGCAUCUCGCAACCAUAGAGAGAAAAACAUGGAUUUUGUACUACUUGAUGUGGGAUGGAAGAGUAAAUCAAAGAUCUAAGAACAAAUAUGGCCAAACAGCAUCUGAUGUUGAUAGAUCAAUCAAAGAAUGCAGUCUUAGAUUUCCCAUGAAUAUAAUCUGUACGCCGCAUGCUUGGUUAGGCAACAUCAAAUUUUACCAAAGAGCAGAACGGGCAGAAGCCAGUGCAGUGCAAACUUACAGGGAAAUGGGCCAGACCCUUUUGGUGGUUGCAACACUUAUCACAACUGUAACAUUUACAGCUGCAUUCACAAUGCCCGGAGGCUAUAACAAUGAUGUCGGUCCACACCAAGGAGUGGCUCUUCUGCAGUCAAAUGAAAAUUUCAAGUGGUUCAUAAUCUCAGACACCAUUGCAAUGACUUGCUCAAUAAAUGCAGCUUGCCUUUUAUUUGGGGGAGCUGUUAACGGCAAUGAGUCGGUGUAUAUUUACUAUUUAACAGGUGCUGCUGCUCUUACAUAUAUUGCUCUGCAAUCUACUGCAAUAGCAUUCACAACUGGGAUUCUGGCUGUCCUGCCCCAUCAGCAAUUUGCCAAAACCUUGGGACUGAUAGUUGGAAUCACUUUUAAUGUUAGUACCUUCUUGCUUCUUUCACAAUUGGUGCAAAUAUUUUCCAACCUCGGAGCCUGUAGAUUAUUGUUUUCGCAUCUCUACAGGAAGCUCAAGAGCAAAAUAGGGAAUAAACAUUGA
Malus domestica (apple) is the source of this 1881-nucleotide messenger RNA. Its product is annotated as protein ACCELERATED CELL DEATH 6-like. The record is from RefSeq and is a predicted model, not a curated record. NCBI's taxonomy places the organism in Eukaryota, Viridiplantae, Streptophyta, Magnoliopsida, Rosales, Rosaceae. Gene Ontology annotation, molecular function: protein binding. Gene Ontology annotation, cellular component: plasma membrane.